This is a messenger RNA of Danio aesculapii, 3133 nucleotides long. RefSeq names its product V-set and immunoglobulin domain containing 10 (gene vsig10). The record is from RefSeq and is a predicted model, not a curated record. The transcript is spliced from 9 exons. NCBI's taxonomy places the organism in Eukaryota, Metazoa, Chordata, Actinopteri, Cypriniformes, Danionidae. Bases 226 to 1818 code for a protein of 530 amino acids.
AACAGGUUGAAGAUGGAUACGAGACGGACGUAGCAGAAGAAACAUUUACGUGAUUCCCCAAAAGUCGAUCACGGGUUAAUCUUAAUAAUAUUUGCAUUUAUUUAUUCAUAUUAUACAAAAAGUGUUUGAUGCGUUUUACCGGGAAACAAAAGGAAACUCGAUCGAAUUAUCAAAGGAAAGUGUAUUUUAUCCCAUUAUCUAUAAGGACUUCCUGACAAGCCAACAAUGAUAACAUCUUUAGUAGUUUUAUAUCUGCUUCUUCUGUCACAUCAAACAGUUUCAGAAGAGCAGGUGCAGCAGUUUGUUAUAGGAGAAAAGGGCAAAAACACAACACUACAGUGUCUUGACCAGCCUGUAAAUGCGUCUUCAGUUCUUUACCAGUGGAAGAAAAAUGGAGUUGUUGUCGCAACCCAAAACCCCUCAAACCCGUCGGAGCAUCUUGCUAUUUCAAAGAAUGGCUUUCUAAGGAUCAGUGGCCUUCAGGACAUCGAUGAAGGACUUUAUAAAUGUGAAUCCCAAGCAAAAGGUGGAAGCUCGUGGCAGACUCUCUUAGAAAUCCAACUUAUAAUUGCCGCUGGUCCCACUGACGUAUCACUAGACAUAAGUCCAGCGACUCUCUUGAACAAUGGAACAUUAUUUGUCCGUAAAGGUUCGGAUGUCAAUUUCAGUUGUUCCAGUGAGUCUUACCCAUCACAGAACCUGACAUGGAUGGUUGACAAUUUGGCAUCGGAUAAUCCUGAAAGAGAAUUUGGAGGCAAUUCUCCCCUUGCGUUCUCCAUUACAAAUAUCCAGCCACAAGAUCAAGGGAUGUACACAUGUACAUCCCAGAAUACACUCUCCAGGAGAACCGCGAACAAGACCCAGGAGCUGCUGGUUUACUAUGCUCCAGAAAGGCAUCCGGAGUGCAGUUGGGAGUUGGGAAUUGAGCCGUCUGUUGUGUUGUUCAUAUGUAGCUGGUUUGGAGGUUACCCUGUGCCCACUCUGACCUGGCAAGAAGUCCCUAAAAAAUCAGGGGUAGCAGAAGGUCCCACAAUGAACUUGACGUCCCAGGAGACUGAACGGCUGAAUGUCUCCAUGAACAGGUCAAUCCUGCACGAUGGAGAUGAAGUGAAGUGUACUGGACAUCAUGUGACCGGAGUGGAGAAAUCCUGCUCCUUUACCCUCAAGAUACCGUACCCAACAGGACACCCUCUGGCCACCGCUUUGGAAGGCACCAAUAUCAACAUCAGCUGUACUGAGACCAGCUCUCUACCGCCAGCCAAAACUGUCUGGAAGAAAAAUAAUGACCUCAUCGAAAACAGCUCGAAAUAUAUAGUGCAAGAAAAUAGACCCGCAUUCACACUCACUAUAAUUAAUGUAACAAAGGCUGAUGAAGGAGUCUUCUACUGCUACAGUGAAAACCCCCUGGGUGCAAGAGAGCUGGAAGUGUAUCUGAAUGUGAAGUCCUCUGCAGGAAAUGGAGGAGCCAUUGUUGGAAUCUUCGUCUCUGUGUUGGUAAUGAUGAUCGGAAUUGUUGUCGGUGUGACGGUAUAUACGAAGAGGGAUCGAAUUUGCAUCGGUUUAGGAUUUAGUCAAUUAGAUGAUGACCGAGCGGGUGUUUUGAGUCUAGUGGACUCGGAUGAAGAGGAAAUUUUCCAUGAGGCUGUUCCUCGACUCCCUCCAGUGACAAACGGACAUGCAACCACACUCGUGGAGAUCCACAGAAUACCGUCCUGUGAUCAGGAAGACAUUGCAGACAGUACUGAACAGAGCGAUCAAACUCAUCAAGAUCUGACAGAAGCAGGAACACAGACAGCAGACUCACAACCAGCAGUUUAAACCUACACUACACCAAUUCCUCAAACAAAUUGUGAACUGUGCUAAAUUAUUUGUUUGUUUGUUUCGUGAGAUGAUGUUAUGUUGUGUGAUAUUCCAGUGAUCUGUGUAAAGUGUAAAGGAUUUAAACAAAUUUUAGAGAGGCCCUGUUUUUUUAUUUUCAGUAUUAGGUUUUAAUGUAAAGGCCUCAGAUGGGAAAAUGAUAACUUUUACUGCAUCACAUUACAGUAUGUCAGUGAAUUGUUACAGAAUGAGUUUAUUUUUGAAUGAUUGUUUUCCAUAAAUAUGUAUAGGUGAACAAGUCUGGGUCAGAUUUCAUGUAAAAAAUAAAAAAUACUGAGAUUUUACGAAGGCUAUUUUGCACUACUGCAGUUUUCUUUGUUUAGUUUAGUAUAGUUCAAAUUUGACAGGACAGGGUAUUGCAGCACAAUUCCCUGAAAUAAGUCAAACACACACAAAUCAAUAUUUGACUAAUAUUUUGUAGAAGAGCAUCUCUGAACACACAAUACGUCCAACCUUGAGGCGGAUGGACUACAGCAUCAGAAGACCACACCGGUUGCCACUCCUGUCAGCUAAGAACAAGAAAUUGAGGGUACAAUUCGCACAGGCUCACCAAAAUUGGACAAUAGAAGAUUGGAAAAACGUUGCCUGGUCUGAUGAGUCUCGAUUUCUGCUGCGGCAUUCGGAUGAUAGGGUCAGAAUUUGGCAUCAACAAUAUGAAAGCAUGGAUCCAUCCUGCCUUGUAUCAAUGGUUUAGGCUGGUGGUGGUGGUGGUGUAAUGGUGUGGGGGAUAUUUUCUUGGGACUCUUUGGGGCCAUUAGUACCAACUGAGCAUCAUGUCAACGCCACAGCCUACCUGAGUAUUGUUGCUGACCAUGUUCAUCCCUUAAUGACCACAGUGUACCCAUCUACUGAUGGCUACUUUCAGCAGGAUAACGCAAGUUUUAAAGCAUGAAUCAUCUCAGACUGGUUUCUAGAACAUGACAAUGAGUUCACUGUACUCAAAUGGCCUCCACAGUCACCAGAACUCAAUCCAAUAGAGCACCUUUGGGAUGUGAUGGAACGGGAGAUUCGCAUCAUGGAUGUGCAGCCGACAAAUCUGCAGCAACUGCGUGAUGCUAUCAUGUCAAUAUGGACCAAAAUCUCUGAGGAAUAUUUCCAGUACCUUGUUGAAUCUAUGCCACGAGGGAUUAAGGCAGUUCUGAAGGCAAAAGGGGUCCAACUCAGUACUAGUAAGGUGUACUUAAUAAAGUGGCCAGUGAGUGUAUAUGUAUGUAUGUAAAUAAAUGUCAAAAUAAAAUACAAAUUAAACAUCAAA